Messenger RNA from Fulmarus glacialis (Northern fulmar), 1089 nucleotides. RefSeq names its product mitochondrial ribosomal protein S18A (gene MRPS18A). Gene Ontology annotation, cellular component: ribosome; mitochondrial small ribosomal subunit. Lineage: Eukaryota; Metazoa; Chordata; Aves; Procellariiformes; Procellariidae. The transcript has 4 exons. Gene Ontology annotation, molecular function: small ribosomal subunit rRNA binding; structural constituent of ribosome. Gene Ontology annotation, biological process: mitochondrial translation. The record is from RefSeq and is a predicted model, not a curated record. The annotation marks the transcript as partial.
AUUGAAGGGAGAAUUAUAGAGGCUGCUGAAACACCAACUCCUCCAAACCCCUCUGGCCAGUGUCCCAUCUGUCGCUGGAACCUGAAGCAUAAGUACGAUUAUGUGGAUGUCUUGCUGCUGAGCCAGUUUAUCCGUUCUGAUGGAGGGAUGCUGCCACGAAGGAUCACAGGCCUCUGUUUGGAGGAGCACAAGAAGAUUGCUGUCUGUGUGCAGAUGGCUCACCGUGCAGGUUUGUUGCCAAACCACAGGCCUCCACUUCCUGAAGGGCAUAUUCCCAAAAAACCCAAGCUCAACAGGUAUCUGACCCGCUGGUCCAUCAGAUCUGCAAAGCCCAUCUGGAAGAGGGGCCCUAAGUGGUGCAAAAAACCCAUGCCAGUCGGACACCCUUUGCUGAAGGAUAAUGUCAAAUAUACACACAAGCCUCUCUAUUUAAACCACUAGUGGCCAGAACUGGCAUAGUCAGUAAGCACAGCUGUUUUCCACUGUUCUGCUUUUUUGGCAAGUUUGUCAGUAUCUCCAAUUUUCUUAUUCCAAAACUGUCAUUAGUACUUUAUAUUGCCUCCAAUGAAUGAGCUGUGAUCUGCUCCUCUAGGAGAAUGCAACUUCAGCAAAGUUCAGAAUGAUUUGGAGAAAGCAGGGGGCAAAGACUUUUACCUCAAAGCCAGAAAGGAUCUGAAGGCUUUUGUUUCAUUAUGGUCCACGACUGGGUUUGGAAAAGGAUGUUUCCUUCUUUUUCCAGCAGUGAAUGGUGAUUCCCCAUUAAUGUGUGUUUCAACUCAGAUUUGCCUCAUUUGGGCUUUUGUACCUGUGAUACUGAUUGAAGAAAAAGACUCCUGCAGCACUAUGUUUCCUUGGCAGUAACAGAAAUUGUUAAUGACUACUGAAAUUAAUUUUUUUUGUAAUCUACUACACAUAAUUUGCAGCAGAACACCUGUGGCAGUGGCGGUCAGGCGUGUGUGUGUAUUACAUGUCCCCUUAAGGAUUCCUGGCUUGUGCUUCACUCUUGGAUCUAGCAAAUACAGAAUGUUGACACCCUUGAUGACUUGGCCUGGUUUUUUCCCCUUGCAAAUACAUUUGCCAUAAGUCUUC